Messenger RNA from Biomphalaria glabrata, 10530 nucleotides. Its product is annotated as probable helicase with zinc finger domain. Gene Ontology annotation, biological process: regulatory ncRNA-mediated post-transcriptional gene silencing. Bases 211 to 5382 code for a protein of 1723 amino acids. The record is from RefSeq and is a predicted model, not a curated record. Gene Ontology annotation, molecular function: helicase activity; metal ion binding; ATP hydrolysis activity. Gene Ontology annotation, cellular component: P granule; cytosol. Lineage: Eukaryota; Metazoa; Mollusca; Gastropoda; Planorbidae. The transcript is spliced from 24 exons.
ACAUCAUCAAGACAAAAGGUUCCGAAACAGGUGAUUGAAACAAUGUCAACAAUAACAUUGAACCUUUAGAUCUACCAACAGGUUAUCAUAUUUUAAGCAUACACAAGAACAAAGGAUAUUCAUUACAAGACAUUUGUUCCGUUUUUAUCAUUAGAUAACCGUAGUGCAGCAUCAAUGAUCCCUAGUGAGUUUCAUUGAGGAAGCCAUGUAAUGGAUGGAGUACCACAGCAGCCCAAGGAUGAGGGUACUCCUGAAAAUCCUGGAGGGGCAGUUGAGGAUGAGGAAAAAAGGACGAGCGAAGAAAGUCCAUCUACUGGUCCAGAACCACAAUCAGUUGCACAGUAUUUUAGUAAAAUCAAUGCUCUUAGUAAGAAAAAACAACAUAAAGAGGCAUUAAUUGUUUGUAAUGAAGCUCUCACUAAUUAUCCUGGGAAUUCAAGAUUACUGGAAAAGAAAACCAAAUUACUAUGUCAGCUCCUUUUAUUUCAAGAUGCGUUUAAGUUUGUUGAAGAGUGGAUUCAUUUAGAUCCUCAGAAUUCUAUAGCAAAAAGAGAAUUUGAAAAAUUGAAAAUUAUAUUGAAUGCCGUUGAGGGACCAGACUCAGAUGAGGAGGCUGAAGGGGAUUCCUUUAAUCAGGAAUUUGAAAGUGAUUCCCAUGGAUUAGAGAAAGGAGAGGCUUCUAACAAGGGCAAUAAUAAUGUAAAACAUAAUGAUAUUAAUAGCGUUAGACUUGGUCACACUUCUUAUGGAGAUGUUGACACAGCUGGUAGUGUCAACAAAUCUUCAAAGUCUACUGGAAAGUCACCUCAGCACAAAAACAAUGAGGACUCAGUCCCUCAGUAUGCCUGCAACUCUUGUGAGAUCAGUUUUACAGAUAAAGAUGAUUUGGAGAUGCACAAUCUCAGCUUCUUUCAUAAGCAGAAUGUUGCAGAAGAUGCAGCCAAUCAGUGGCAGUAUAGGGCCCCGCCUAGAGGACUGGCUAGUGACGAGUACAGUUUGUGUAAAAGGUUUAUGGACACAGGUAGAUGCACGUUUGGUGAAAAGUGCACAAGAGCUCACUCAGAGGCUGAACUGGAAGAAUGGAACCAUAGAUAUGCAGUAAGAAAGCAGCAGCUACUGCAGUCGCAGGAAGCCAGAGCUCAUGGUGGGACAUACAUAGAGCAGCUGUUAGAGAAGCUGAUGUCUCAAGAUUCCCCCAAGAUGGUGCUUGUGGAGAAUAUGGAUCUAGUUAAAAUUCAUGUGAACUCUGACCUUAAAGUUAGCAUGUCUACCAAGAAAUGUACAAAUGCUUGGACCUUCACAGUAACCAGCAAGCUGUGCCUCCAUUUUGUUGCUCUUAUGUCUGACACCAACAGAAGCUAUUUCCACAUCUCUAGCAUAUCAGUUGGUCCAAGGAAGACACAAAAGUAUCAGAACUUAGAAAACCAAUGUCAGGAGUGGGCCAAUCAAGACACUCAAAGUAAAGGGCAAGGGGAAUAUGUCUACAGAGUCAAAGUUGUGUUUAAAACUGAGAUCUAUGGAACAUUUCGUCAAUCCAUUGUUUUUGACUUUGGUGUGGAGGUGAUCUUGAUGAAGGAAGUUCAAGUAGAGUCAGCUCCAGCAACUGACUUGGAAAAGAUCCGUAAAGAAAUAACAUUGACUGAGGCACAUAGAUGGAAUGAAAGUACUGUUACUUUAGUCAAUUUUGAACCUAGACCUGUCUCAUACAGUGAGUCUGAAGCAGCACUCAUGGCGAAAUACACUCUUCCAAGACCUGAUAAAUUCUGUCUGCCUGAGACAGUUUUACAAAGUCUGAGCAAAGAGAACUAUCGCCUUUGGAUGCAUGAAAUGCUGUACAUUGAAGAAAUGGAUCAGGUCAAAUAUGUGUCCAGGUUCAAUGUGACGACCUCCCUUCAACUAGUGAACAGAUUUCUCCUCAUGCCUAGUUUGUUACCAACUGCUAAAUAUGCUCAUGGGGGAGAGCUUUUUGCUCGCAUGAAGCUUGAAGACGACCUUUCAGAAGACUCCAUGGCUGGCAGACUUAUUCUUCAAUCUUCUAAUAUUGCCUGGAUUGCUGAUGCUAAAAAGGAACGUCCUGAAAAAGUGUAUGAAGCCAUCAUAGAAGACAAAGGAAAAAACUUUAUUUUUAUGAGACUAUCUAAGCCUUGUGUUGAGGAACUUGGCUUGUCUUGUGAUCAAGAAUUUACUGCUCAGAUACAGUUUCAACUGAACAGACUUCCAAUGUGUGAAAUGCAUUCAGCUGUGGACAGGCUUCCUACACUUGACAUUGUUUUUCCAGAUCUUGACAAUGUACCAGAGAAAUUAGAACUAGAAGAUAUUGAGCUCAAAGAUAUCAGUGAAGGGAAGCAACUUAAUGAAAAACAGAAAGAUGCUGUAAAGCUGAUAUUGGCCAGCCAGAAGAUUAAAUUGCCUCCCCUUUUGAUUGUAGGACCUUUUGGUACUGGUAAAACAUUUACAAUGGCCCAGGCAGCCAAACAGGUCUUAAAACAAACAGGGACUAGAAUAUUGAUUUGCACUCACUCCAACAGUGCUGCGGACUUGUACAUUAAAGAGUUCCUCCAUAAUUAUGUGGUGACGGAUGAACAGGCCAGGCCACUCAGGAUCAUGUACAAGUACAGGUGGAUCCAGACUGUUCCAGAGGUUGUAUUAGAGUACACAUUGUUGGAGAGAGAGGGUCCUAUGGCUGGGACUUUCAGGGCACCCACUGUUGAGGAUGUUAUGAAACACAGGAUCAUCAUCACCACACUCAACAGUGCUAGAUAUGUGGUGGAUUUAGAUUUACCUAAAGAUGCUUUCAGUCAUAUAUUUAUAGAUGAAGCUGCACAGUCUUUAGAAAGUGAGACAAUCAUUCCUCUUUCUGUUGCUCAUGAGAAAACAAGAAUUGUUUUUGCCGGUGAUCAUAUGCAGAUGAGUCCUGAGGUGUAUUCAGAUUUUACAAGGCAGCAAGGAUUUCAUACUUCAUUACUAGAGAGAUUACAUGAGCUCUAUCCUAAAGAAUGUGUAUAUAUGGUGAUGCUAUGUGAAAACUAUAGAGCCCAUGCCUCUAUUGUAGACUUUACCUCAGAACUAUUCUAUGACAAUAAACUCAUUCCCAGUGGUAACAUAGUUGCUCAUGACCAGUUUUAUCCUCUGACAUUUUACGCUGCCAAAGGAGAAGAGAUUCAACAUGAAAACAGCACUGGCUUCUACAAUCUUUCAGAGGUGUAUGAGAUAGUGGAGAGAGUUGAUGAGCUGAAGAAAAAAUGGCCUGAAGCUUGGGGGGCAUUUGAUAACAAUGGAAUAAGUAUUGUGGCACCUUACUCAGAUCAGGUUGCUAGGAUACGAGCUGAGUUGAGGAAAAGGAAAUUGUUUAAUGUUAAUGUUGAAAGAGUAUCAAAUGUACAAGGCAAGCAGUACAGGGCCAUAAUGAUCUCUAUAACUAGAACUAGGCUGACUUGUCGCUCUGACCCCAACAUGAACAUGGAGGAGUACCUAGACUUUGGUUUCUUAUCUAACAUUAAGUUAUUGAACACAGCCAUUACUCGAGCUCAGUCCUUGGUUGUAGUGGUUGGGGACCCAGUUUCUGUCUGUCUGGUUGGAAAGUGCAGGAAAGUUUGGGAGUAUUUUCUAGAGGUAUGUCACUUCAAUAAUAGCCUUCAUGGCAUUUCAUGGAUUCCUUUGAGAGAACAGUUGGACAGAGCAGAACUAACAAAAUCUUUUGUCCUUAACCCCCUGGCUCCAGAGUUUGUACCCAGUCGUCCAUAUCACAAUCCCCAUAUUAAUCAUCAAGAUCAUGGAUUAUUCUACCCUGGUAUUCAUUUAGGAAACUGGCCUGCAGUCAUACCUGGACAACCCUUUCCCCAGAUGUUUCCUCCACUGUAUCAACAGCCUAUGUACUUCCCUUACAACCCUGGCCUGAUGCCAGCAAUGCACUAUCCACCUUCAUUUGGCGGAAGGGGUUUCCUACACAACAGGCAAAUAUUUAAUCGAUUUAUGUCACAUGGUAGUUUUCCACACAGCAGAGGUGGUGGGCCUAUGAGAGAAGGCUUAACUCGAACAGUAGAAAUGCCAGGAGGGCGAGGUAUUAGGCAACACAGAAGUGCUGGAAAGCCUAUGUACUACAGCCCACCUCGAGUUCAACCUUUUGCCACUGUGCCUGGUUAUUCUUCUAUGAUGCAGCCACAACCAGCAGGGGGAUUUUUUUACCAUGUGCCAGAUGAUCCUCGGGCACUUGCAUUUGCACCUGUCCAGCCUAAUUUACAAUCUUAUUUGGCUCCUACCUCUCAGUUUCCUGGCCAGGGUCUUCGCCCACAAUCCUUAGCAGCUUUUACUGGCUUGCCCCAUCAUCAGGGUGGCUUCCAUCCUUUCCCUACUCAAGUUUAUCCAGCUGCUACCUUUAACGGAGGUAAAGUUUACAUGACAAGAGAUCGAUCAGAUACUGCAGACAGCUCAGGUAGUCCUAGAUUGUCAGACUCUCCAAGUUCUGGAAUUCAGCUUUUACCUAAUGUUAAGCAUGUUCCUGCCCAUCUUUUAGGGAGACCAGGAGAAACCAUUGACCAGCCAAGUAGUAAUCCCACAAGCCCACCCACAAACCUGCCCAUUCGAGAAGAAAGAGCACAAUUAUCAAAUCGGUCAUACAGCCCUGCUAAUUUCAUUAGAGAUAGGUCAGGAUCAGGUGACAUCAGAUCCUAUAGUCCUGCCAGUUUUAUUAGAGACAGAACAUCCUCUUUAGAUGAUCUCAGUAGCAGAAGAUCAUUCAGUCCUGCAAACUACACACAAGAUGAGCAUGCCAGUUCAGGAAAUAAUGCUCAGUUAAGUCAUGAGAGAUCGUUGUCCAUAUCUCCUCCAUCUAACCAGACAAACGGAAACAGUGGCAGUGGUAUCAGUGAACAACAUGAGUCUAGGGCUGCAAACACCAAUGGUGGAUCUAGGCUCAACAAUCGUAGGCAAAAACCCAACUUGAUGCUCCGAACUGGCUUCAGCAGACAGUAUAGUGAUGACCUUCCCACCCCCACUGUCAUCACCAACAUGAUUCAGAUGAUAGAUGAUAACAUAGAUGAAGGCUCAGCAGAUGAUGAGUCCUCUUCUCUUGAGCGUGGAAGUAACAGGAGAAAUCUGAGGCUUAAAAUGUCUGUUGCCCAGAGAAUGCAGCAGUGGCAAGUGGCAGAGAAUAGUGAGGCUUCCUCUUCGUCAACGCCACCUUCUACAGAAGAAGCACAUCCAUCUUACAGUACAGGCAUUCUAGGAGGUGUUCAAAGGCAGGAGCGAACUGCAGAAGAAGUUGCCCAGCUGGAGAUCCAAACUCCAAGAACACCGAAAGGCUUCAUCACCCCUGGAGUUGAUGUUGAAGUAGAUCCUUUUGGCAUUUUGAAAUCAAUUAACAUUGGUGGAGCCCAUCCUUGAUGUGUUAUCAGUCGCAGCAGCAUGUUUCUGGAGUAUGGUGUUUCAAUAAUCACUGCAGCAAAUAAACAUGACAGGCUUUUUUUUAAAGACCAUAAAACACUCAUAACUUACAAUGACAUCAUUAUUAACAUCUUAAUGUUAGGGCUUGGUACCAUAACAUCUCUUUAGAAGACUUGGUCAUUGUUCAGGUGUCACAGUAAGAAACCUUGUGUAUUUAACUAUAAUUGUGCAUGUGAUCCUUUCAAUUAUGUGUUGUAAUUUUGGUGAGCUUCUCCAUGCAUAUAAAUAGGGUCACAGGCCCUUAUGGUAUUUGUUGAUGUUGUCUCUCUUUUUUUUACAGCUUUUUCCCCCUCUCCAUUGACCAGAAAUUCUGCAGAAUUUAGAAUGUGAAGUGAAAUCUUCACUUUGAUGCAGUGUUUAUAUGUAAACAAGUUUGUUUUGUACAUUUAUCUUUUGUUUUUAAUGAUGUGUUUAUAAAAAAACACAAAAAGUUGCUAUAGUUUCAAGAACUGUGAUGCUAUCUUGUAUUGUUGUUCAAUUUUGUUGAAUGUGUUGAACUUCUUCAGCAGCAACACUGUGGGAUACUGUAUAUAGUCUACACUAGUGACACAGUCAUAAUAGUUCACUUAGUGGACCUUCUUUGACUUAACGUGAAUUUUGUGAAUAGAGAGCUGAAAAUGUGUAAAUAGUGAACAUGAGCUAGGUAUGACCUGAAGCAAGGUCGUAUGAGAGAACAAGAGUUUUUGUUAGUUGGAUAAUUUCCAUGAUGAUAUUUAAUGAACAUAACUUUUUGCUUCACUUAAAAUACUUUCAUAUUGGACUAAGUCCAUUACUUGAAUUUACAUAAAUUAAUAACUUCAAUUUACUAACUUCAACUAAAACUUGACUUGUUUCUUCUACUGACAAUUUCAACUUAUACAACUUGACUUACUAUUACAACUGACUUUCAACUCCAACUAAGUUCUACUUAACUCAACUUACUAUUUCAACUAACACCUUCCAACUGUCGACUUACUUCUUCUCCAAAACUCUCCAACUAAUUAUUUUAAACUGGUCAACUCAAACUCUCCAUUUCUCAUACAACCUUUCUUCUGGUCAUACCUAACUCCUGUUCACUAUUUACAUUUUCACACUCUGUAUUCACAAAAUUCACUAAAGUAACAUUAAAUCCAAUAAGUCCACUAUUUUGACUGUGACAACUAUCUAUGUGUGCCAUUUAGUUAUGUUUUAGUACAGAAAGGCUUUGUUUUCUUUCAAUUGCUCAUUUAGUGUUCAACUGUUACACUACAGAAUGAUGUCAUGGGUCUCUAUUUUGUGUGCCUUGGAUCACCUUUUUGUUGUUUGGAUAGUUCUCUUAGUUUACAUAAGUUUAUUUCUUUCAAUACCAAUUCACUUCAACUGACUACAUUGUGUUUAACAGAACAGUAGGGACAAGGAAACACUCUGUUAAGAAAUAUGCACACACUAAGCACAAUGGUGGAGAUAAUUCAAUCAAGAAAACAUAGUUGGUUCUAACUGGUUUAAGUGGAGUUUUUUUUAUUAUUUUGCUUUUUUUCCCCCCUUUAAGCUUUAUUAUUAUUUGUUAAAAACUAAUCUACAAUCCUUUGAGCAUAUUUUAGCUUGAUCUUUGUGUAUGUGGUGAAGAUAAUUAUAAAACACAUGUAUGUUAAGCUGAAUUAAAAAAACAUUUUAAAAUAUAUUUUAAUUUUAAAAUAAAAUAUAUCUUCUUUCUUAAUUAUUUUUUUUUUGUGCACCCAGAAUAUAAUACAAGAUAAUCACAGCUUAAAUUCACAGCAUAUAUAUAUAUAAGUGCACUUUUUUUUUUUUUAAAAAGCUGAUUCUAUUGUAAAUUAUAUACCUUGAUGAUACCUCCAUACCAGUAAAAAAAAAAGAGAUGGUACAGUGGCAUGCUUUAUAUGUUAUACUCUUACUAAAAAAACUAAACACUAGUAUAAGAGGUGUAAAGUUUAAAAAAUGAAUAGUGACUUUCAAUAUGUAAAUUAUGUGCUAUAAUUAGCACAACAUAAAAGAGAUCUUUAGAACUUAAAUUUCAUAAAUAAUUAUAAAUAAUUUUGCUUCUAGACUAGUAGGAGAUUCUAUAGAUGCAUUAGAUAUUUAAUAAACAUUUCAUUUUAAUUUGAUUUAUUGAAAACAAGUUCAAAAUGAAUUCUAUUAUUAUUUUCUGUUUUGUUGUAAGUACUGCUAUAAACAGCCAUAUUUUGUGUAUUUGACAUGACUGAGUUAAGACUCCUACCUCGUAUAAAACUCUUGUUGGCACUCACAGUAAACAUUAGCAUUGGAAAUGGACCCUGAUUAAAAUGAGGAUUUCAAUGGAAGAUGGGACUAUACAUUGAAGUUCAUAUGAAAUAAGUGUGUACUCAUCUUUAACACUGAAAGAGGAGCUUUAAUUAGCAUUGGAUCAGUCUGUAGUCUGAAAUUGUUCACAUUUUAAAAACAUUUACUGCUGAUGUAAUAUCACAGUCUAAGAGUUUGACAAAUUUAAUGAUAAACACUUAAUAAUCCUUUUCAUUUUUAUCCACAAAUGUGAUACUUUUCGUUUUUUUUUUGUUGAAAGUUUUGAUUUAAAAAAAUCAUUCUAUCUAAAUGUUUUAUCUCCCCUGUUAUGUGUUCAUCCUCUAAAAAUUUUCUUUGAAAGAAUUUAAUUUGUCCCUUUCUUGUUGUAAAAGGAUCAGUAGCUUUUGAUUCUUAUAUGUGAAAAUGUUUUUGUUUUUUUUAAAUUGAAAUUUCAUUGACUACAGAAUGUAUAUAUGUAGCCAACAAAAUUUUUAUAAUGUUCAACACCAAUAUUACAAUCUAUGGUAUCUUGUUACAUAAGUAAACUGAACUCAAACUAUUGAUAGUGUACCUGAUUUAUUCUAGAACAUGGAAGAAACUUGAUUGUUUUGUGGAAGCUAAAGAUAUGCUUUUGAUCUCUUUUUUUUUCUUUAAGAACAAACAUAAGAUUAUAUAUUUUGUUUCAGAUUUCAUGAAAACUUUUAAUUGUGAGUAACAUUGCUGAAGAUUAUUUCUUUUGUCAUUUGAUUUUACAUAAGUUAGUACGAAUGUCUUUUUGUUCUUGGAAACAAUUAGUUGAUUCUUUAAGCUUGUUAUUAAAAAAUUACUGUUUAUUUACUAUAAAAUAAAAUAUAUAUUUGAACUAAUUUUCAAGAAAAACAUUAAAAAAUACAUUUUUUAAAAUGACAAUACCUCCCUUAUACAACUUAAAAUAAAUGAAAUAUUUAAAAAAAAUAAAUAUUUAGCUCUAAUCGGGCAUCGAACUUCUGAUUUUGACACCAUCAGCUUUUUGAUCGAACUAUUCUACCAAUUUGGCCAGUGGGCAUUGUAUAAGAAUCCACUUAUUUAUUGGUACCUUUAUUACAGGUAGACUUCUUAAGAUCUAGUCUAGAUCGAUAUCUACUUCUAGAUCUAGAAUCUAGACGUAAUCAGAUUUACGUAAAAAUAUAAGUAAAGCUUAGAUAGUCUAUCUAUAAACUUUAAGCUAUUUUAAAUUUAAUAAACAACUCAUUUAUCGGUACACUAUGGCUAUGGUACACUGAAUCUGACAUGUUUUUUUUAAUUGAAUAAUUUCAAUGAUAUAGAUCUAGACCUGUAAAUCUAGACUCAAAAGAGAAUGCACAAAAUUGUCCUGAACAUUAAUUUAAUUUAAUUAUUGAAUCAAUAAAGCUUUACAUUCGAAUAUUUCCAAACACGACAGUACUUUCAAGAAUGUGAUAGUCCUUUCAAAACCGAUGUUCAAUCUAGAUCUAUCUUGUCAAAUUUACAUUUAUUUAUUUUUUAAUUUAAAAAAUUAUAACUAUCAAACUAGAUUUUUCCCCUUGUGGCCAACGAGCUAGUAAUUCUCUUCUCAGGAAUAUACUUUUAAAUUUAUAGGAAAAUCGUAAUAGCCAUUUUUUAAAUCAACCUUCCAGGUUCCUGGUUCCAUGAAGUAUGAUGAAGUUCUGACUUGAAUAGAAUUAUUAUAAAAAAAAAAUUUCUUCUUUUAACUAAAUUAUAUCAGUUUUUUUUUCCUAACAUCAAAAGCUGCAUUAUUGUUCAGCCUUUAUAUUGAUCUAUUAUUUCCUCAAAGAUCAUAUGAUAUUAUAUAAUUGUUUUUUCCAUGGUCUUUUGUUUUUAAUAAUAUUUCCUGUUACAUUGCUCAAAGAGAUUCAGUUCAAAUCAAACUAAUGCCCACACAGACAUCAUAAUACUUAUGGAACAUUCAUGGCUUUAUUGAUUGCAUUAUUAAUACAGUAUUUGGAAAGCUGGCAAUUCUUAAGUUUAUUUACAAAUUACCAUCUCCAAGAAUAUUUUGUAACCAUUUAUUGGUGUAAAUAAAGAAAUCUGUGUGUAGGCCUACAUAUCUUGUUAGUUGCAAGUAUUUAGGCUUAUGCACUAUGUUUAUAUAUUUAAAAAUAUAAAUUUAGUAUCUCAUUUCUUGCUUUUCCAACAAAACUAACUUUUAUAUGCUUAAUUUGUUAAUGAAACUGUUUCUUUGUUGGAUUAUCAUCUUGUUGAUAUAGAUUUUUGUUUUGUUUUGAGACCAUUCUCAACUGUUCAUCAACAAUUUAUUGGUAAUCAUAAAACAUGUCAAUUUCAAUCUAGAUUUGGGCUACUGGGUUUUAUAUUAAUCUGACUUGUACACGUUUAUAAAUACAUCUAAACUUAUAAUAAUAUAUUUAGUUUUCCCCAUUUUUUUCAUGUUUGAAAUAUGAUGGAGUCUGUGCUUCAGGUGUGGCAGCCAUUUUCCCAACCUUUUAGUCAACAUUUAUUCAUUUACUCUCCAGGAAGUGCUGAAAUCUUUUUAGAAAAUAAAAGAAUUUAAUCAGCAGUUUUUUUGUAUGACUCAUUACUUUCACUUCGCCACUGAGGAUAUAAAAAUGAAAAUUUGUUGGCUAUCUGUUUGGAAGAAAAUGUAGAGUUUGCUACACCCAGCACUGGACACUGCAUGGAUUUUUAAUGUUGUUGAUUUGUGUAAACUUAAUGACUGACUUGACCAAGUUUAGUCUGAGUAGUUAACUCCAAGAUGUACACCUCAGUUUUGUAAUCAUAGAAUUUAUUACUUGUCAUUUUGUUGUUUGCAUUUGGCUUUUAAACAAAUUAGUGUAACAUUUAGCUUAGUAAUAAACUUAUUGUUGUAGCAUGAAAAAA